CCACUGUUGAGGGAAAAAAAAAAGAAAAGAAAAGAAAAAAGCUGUAAACUUGUGUUUUGUGCACGAGAGAUCUGAGACACGCCUCCCAGCAGCACGCGGAUCCGCGCUCUUGCGCUCAUUCCGCUCCUUAAACGGAUCUGCACGCUGUCUUCAUUAACCUAAAGACAAACCCGGGAUUAUGUGGGAUUUAUGAACCGAUCAUCAUAAGGAAGCAGUUCACGGCUAGAUUGGAUUGAUUGGACUGAUUUGACCUCUACGUCCUCUUUGCUGUACGAUGCUUUACUUCCAGCUGGUCAUCAUGGCAGGGACGGUCAUGCUGGCGUAUUACUUUGAGUACACGGACACGUUCAACGUACACGUGCAGGGCUUUUUCUGCCACGACAGCGCGUACACGAAGCCGUACCUCGGACCGGAAGAGUCGAGCGCGGUUCCGCCGGUGCUUCUGUACGCGGUGGUAUCCGGUGUGCCCGCGCUGGUGAUCACAGGAACCGAGUCUGUGCUCUUCCUGCUGCAGUAUAUCUCUGAAGAUCUGGACAACAGGGAGAAGAUUAUAGUGAUGGGCGACUGCUGUUACCUUAACCCGCUUGUGCGCAGGACAUUCCGCUUUCUUGGUGUGUAUGCGUUUGGCCUCUUUGCCACAGAUAUCUUUGUGAAUGCAGGUCAGGUGGUGACGGGGAGUCUGUCCCCUUACUUCCUGACUGUGUGUAAACCCAACUACACCGCUCUGGGAUGCCAGCAGGGUGUCCGCUUCAUCAGCCAAAAGGAAGCAUGCACGGGGAAUGGCGACGACAUUCUGCAUGCUCGCAAAUCCUUUCCUUCCAAAGAGGCCGCUCUCAGUGUCUACGCUGCACUUUACAUUGCUAUGUACAUUACAUGCUCAGUGAGGUCCAAAGGCACACGUCUGGCCAAGCCUGUUGUCUCUCUAAGCCUAAUAUGCCUGGCUUUCCUAACCGGAAUAAACCGUGUGGUGGAGUAUCGGAAUCACUGGAGUGACGUCAUUGCUGGCUUCAUCAUCGGGGCGGCCAUCGCUAUCUUCAUGGUGGUUUGCGUAGUGAAGAACUUCAAAGGAAAAUCUCUACUGAAUGAGAUACCGCCUGAGGAGAAUGUUUCCAGCACUCCCAUGCUUGGAGAGCCCAAGAUGGAGAAAUACAUUGUCUCACAGGUAAAGUAUUGAUGUAACACUGGUUUAUCAUCAGUAUUGUAAUCAGAGUUGGAUUCCAGUUAUUUUUGAUGAAAAAAUGUGCACCAUGCUCUUUCAGAACCAUUUCAGAGUGAGAAGUACUGUAAAGAUGGCGUGAUUAUUAAACUAAAUGUAAUCAGGUUUCUUACUGUUUUGUCAUCAGUAUGCAUCGAUUGUAGGUGUUAAUAUACCUCUUUCAGAUGAUUCAAUAUGUAUGCAGAUAUGUAGUAUAUAGUAGAAUACAAAAAUUACAUUGUUAACGAAAUAAGGAUUCCGAUGUACUGACCCGAUGCGUUUCAAUUCAGACCAAUAAAAUUCACUUUAGUUCAAUUUAAAUUUAACAUGCAUAUGUUUGACUCAGUAAGUAACGACAAUUUCAAACAUUUACUCUCUUUAUUAGUACUAUAUGAAUUAUCUAUAACUAUAGUACAUUAAUUCUCUACAAAUUGUUAGGUAUUGUACAGGAGGUGGAUGCAAGUGCAGAUAUUUUAUUAUUUGUAUAAACCAACAACCAGAAACUGUGAAAACAAGAAUCAUAAACUACACUCAAGACUGUGGCACACACGACAACAAGCGCUACAGCAAAGCUUGAGAAGGACUAUGUUUACAUGCACAUCAGUAUUCCAGAAUUAAUUAGUAUUGAGUUAUGUAAAUGCUAAAAGGAGUUAUAUGCACAUGCUCAGCCUGCAAGGAAUUGUGGGUGCUAACAGAUGUUUAGCUGUAGACUAGGUAUGUAGGAAUGGCAACUCAGGCUAAAUGGACGCAUUUAUGUAUACAGGAAUAUUCCGAUGCCUGUACGCAUAUAGACAUCAUAUUCGGAAUACAAACCGAAUGUAGCUGUGAUUAGUGAUUAGUGACAAUGUGACAUGCUGGGGUUGAUGGGUAGUGUCGUUCUGCACCCACUGGCGUUACCAUGACACACAAAUCUUAAUUUUUUCAUAUAGUGCUAAAAUGCUGCCAACUCAAUAUUAUGUCUCUGGGUUCCAGCACAGCUGUUAUGUGUCUGAAAUUACAUUUUCAUUUUCUCUAACGCUAUAGAAGUGCAUGUCCUUGCAAAUAGAGUAACCAAAACUGCUAAAUCUAGCAUCACUUGUCACACAUGUAGGUGCAAGCUCCCCUCUGGUUAAUGUUAUCCCAUGCCACCUUAGUAGGUGUGUAGUAAGGUUUAUGGUGCUGUCAGAAUAUUUUAUGGCAGCGUUUUAUAAUAUAGCAGUGAUUUUGUCAAGAUUCCCUGAGCUUUUAUUGCAUUCAACGUAGUUCCAAAUUUUUUAUUUAAUGCUUAA
Messenger RNA from Ictalurus furcatus (blue catfish), 2463 nucleotides. It is a transcript of the gene plppr5a, whose product is annotated as phospholipid phosphatase related 5a. NCBI's taxonomy places the organism in Eukaryota, Metazoa, Chordata, Actinopteri, Siluriformes, Ictaluridae. The transcript has 5 exons. The coding region runs from base 275 to 1174 and encodes 299 amino acids. Gene Ontology annotation, molecular function: phosphatidate phosphatase activity. Gene Ontology annotation, biological process: phospholipid dephosphorylation; phospholipid metabolic process; signal transduction. The record is from RefSeq and is a predicted model, not a curated record.